AUGUCUUCCCCCGCCGUGAGCAAAGCACCCCAAAAGCUGGGAUCAAAGACCAACACCCCAGCCAAAACCCGCAAAGGCUCCGAAGGCCACCCCCGCAAACUCUCGCAGAAAGCCCCCGAGCCAAUCGAGGACGACGACGAGCAAUCCAUCCCCGAGACCCCGUCCCCGAAGUCCAAGAAGAAGACCUCCUCCGCUGAGCAGCGCCGCCCCGCCUCCCCGCCAGACGAUGUCGCCUCCCAGGCUUCCGGCUCUGCGGCCCCUCUCGGUCGUGCUGCUUCUGGUUUGGCUGGUAAGGCUAAGGAUGUUGCUGGCCAGGCCAAGGAUACAGCUGCGCAGGGCACCGAGACUGUCCAGAAUGGCGCCAAGGCUGCCACCGAUAACCUGCCGGUACCUUUUGACCUGUCUGCCUUGAAGGGUCUUGAGGUUGCCGACGGUGGAAACAUCCUCGGACAGGAUGGGAAGCCUAUUGGCCAGGUUGUCGAAGGGGACCCUGAAGACCUGGUCGGACAGACUGUUGGCGACGAUGGCGAGAUUGUCGAUGAAGAUGGUGAUCUGAUUGGCCGUGUUGAUAUCCUGCACGACCUCGCCGAACAGGCGAAGAACAUCCCCGACGAGGCGCAGUCCAAGGUGGGCGAUCUGGAGAAUGUUGUUACGGAUAUUGCUCAGCUGGAGGGUCUGCCUGUUUCUGAUGGUGGUGUUAUCAAGAAUGCGGCUGGUCAGACUGUUGGUCGCAUUGUUGAGGGUGACUGGGAAGAUCUAAUUGGCUACACGCUUAACGAGGAGGGUGAGAUUGUUGAUGAUGAAGGUGAUGCUAUUGGUCGUGUUGAUCUUGUUCCGAUUGAGGAGCAGAAGAAGGUCAUUGAAGAGACUGCGAACGAUGCUACUGAUAAGGUUGAUGGUGCCAAGGAUGAUGUUGAGGAUCAGUUCGAAGAUGCUCAAGAUGGUCUACCCACCGAUCAAGCCAAGGGCGCUGUCUCUGACAAUGAUGACGAUCUUGAUCUUCCCGACCUCGACGAGUCUAAGAAUGCCGCAGACGGUGUUGUCGGCGAUGCUAAGGACACUGCCGAGGAUGCCCAGGGUGAUCUGGAAGACACUUCCGAAGACGGCAAAAUCCAACUCGAAGACAACGUCGACGACGGCGUCAAGGAUACCGCUGAAGGUGCCGCCGAAGGUGUCGAGGGUGAUGUCGAAGAGACCACCGAAGGCGCCAAGGACACCGCUGAAGACGCCCAGGGUGACCUCGAAGACACCGUUGAGGACGCCAAGAACACUGCCGAGGACGUCGCCGAGGAUGUCCAGCAACGCGUCCCCAGUCUCGACACCCUCGAGGGUCUGAGCUGCAACAAGCGCGGCUACAUCAUUGACCAAACCACCGGCAAGCCCGUCGGCGAGUUGACCGAAGGCGACCCCAAGAAGAUCGCCAAGCUCGGCGCCACCCUCGACGACAAGGGUCAGUUCUGGGACAACCGCGGCAACGUCAUCGGUCAGGCCAAGGCCCUCCCCAUUGAAGAUGAUGAGAGCGAGGAAGGGCCCUUCUCCGGUCUAGAAGGCCUAGUCGUCAACGAAGACGGGUUCGUCGAGGACGAGAACUCGACUCGCGUCGGACGCUUGAUUGAAGGCGAUGCAAAGAAGCUCAGCGGCCGCGGUGUCGAUGAGGAUGGUGAAAUCCUCGACCGCAAGGGCAAUGUUAUCGGUCGUGCUGAGCGUCUGGAGGAGGAGCCCGAGGAGCCUGAAGAAGCUGGUCCUGACUUCUCGGCCCUUAACGGUCUCUCCUGCAACAAGGCUGGCUAUGUCAUUGGCCCUGAGGGAUAUCCCAUUGGCCGUGUUGUUGAGGGUAAUCCCAAGGAGCUUGCUGGUAAGAAGAUCGAAGACGGCGAGAUCUAUGACGGCAAGAAGGUCGUCGGCCGUGUCGAGAUCAUUCCUGAGAAUGAGAUUGACAGCAAGUCUGAGGGACCCUUCGCCGGCAUGGAGAGUCUCGUCGUGACCAAGGAUGGAUUCGUCGAGGAUGACGAGGGAUCCAUUGUUGGUCAGCUUGUUGAGGGUGAUGCCAAAAAGCUGCGUGGUCGCGCUGUCGAUGAGGAUGGCGAGAUCACUGACAAGUACGGCAAUGUCAAGGGUCGCGCCGAGCCCUACGAGCCCCCCGAAGAGGAGGCUCCCGAGGAGGAAGACCUUUCUAUCCUUGAGGGCAAGGUUGUCAACAAGUCUGGCAACGUUGUUGACCCUGCCACUGGUGCUGUUUUCGGCCGUGUCGUCGAAGGUGACAAGCGUCUUGCUGGUUGUAAGGUCGACGGCAAGGGACAGAUCUGGGGUGACAGCGGCAAGGUCGUUGGUCGUGCCGAGCUGAUCCCCGGUGGUGAGCAGAACAAGGCCGAGGGUCCAUUCUUUGGCUUUGACAACGCUGUCGUCGGCAAGGACGGUGUCGUGACGAGCGGUGACAAGAUCAUCGGACGUCUGAUUGAAGGAGACGCCAAGCGCCUGCUCGGCCGCAGCGUCGACGAGGACGGUGAUGUCGCCGACAAGAACGGCAACGCUAUUGGUAAGGCCGAGCGCUGGGAACCCGAGGAAAAGCAGCGCGACGUCAACCCCAUGGCAGGUCGCAAGAUCACCAAGGAGGGCGAGGUCCGCGAUGCUGACGGUAACCUCAUCGGCAAGCUGACUGCCGGUAACCUGGCCACUCUUGUUGGCAAGACUGUCGACGACAACGGAUUCGUCGUUGACAACGACGGCAACAAGCUCGGCGAGUGCACUCUGCUUGAGAACAUCCCCGAGCCUGAGCCCGAGGAAGAGGAGGGUCCUACCCCCGAGGAGCAGGAGGCUCAGGCCAAGGCCGAGCAGGACCGCCAGCUCGCCGAGAAGAUGUGUCACAUCCUCCGCCAGACCCUCGAGAGCGUCAAGCCUGUGUGCAAGCAGAUCAAUGAGGCCGUCGAAAAAGCCGACCGUACCCCGAAGGACGAGCUCGACGAAGAGAAACUCGUCCAGCAAGUCAAGCCCCUCCUUGAAGAAGGCGGCCGCAUUCUCCAGGAAUGCAACGGCGCAAUCCGCGCGCUUGACCCCGACGGACGCAUCGCCGCGACCGCCAAGGCGCGCGCUGCUUCUCGCGAUGCUACGCCUGAGGAGUACCAGCUCGCCGACAUGAUCAAGGAGCUCACUGAGACCGUGGUCAAGACCAUUGACAACGGCAAGAAGCGCAUUGCUGAUAUGCCUCAUGCUAAGAAGAAGCUGAACCCGCUCUGGGGAUUGCUCUCUGAGCCUCUGUUCCAGAUCAUUGCUGCGGUUGGUUUGUUGCUUAACGGUGUGCUUAGUCUUGUUGGUCGUUUGCUUGAUGGACUUGGUCUUGGUGGGUUGUUGAAUGGUAUUCUUGGAAGCCUUGGACUUGACAAAAUUAUCGAUGGUCUUGGACUGGGCAGUUUGACUGGUGCCCUUGGACUUGGAAACAAAUAA
This is a messenger RNA of Penicillium canescens, 3441 nucleotides long. RefSeq names its product LEA domain protein. The record is from RefSeq and is a predicted model, not a curated record. The transcript is spliced from 3 exons. Lineage: Eukaryota; Fungi; Ascomycota; Eurotiomycetes; Eurotiales; Aspergillaceae. Bases 1 to 3441 code for a protein of 1146 amino acids.